Sclerotinia borealis F-4128 is the source of this 2112-nucleotide messenger RNA. The record is from the annotation of a GenBank genome assembly. Lineage: Eukaryota; Fungi; Ascomycota; Leotiomycetes; Helotiales; Sclerotiniaceae.
AUGGAAGAAUACGAGGAUUUGAACGGCAUGGAAUCUGAGGAUGAGGUUUAUGAGGAAGAGGGUGAGGAGGAGGAAGAUCAAGAUCAAGAUCAAGAUGAAGAUGAAGAGGCAGAAGGCAUGGAAAUGAUUGAGGAAAACGAUGAAGAAGAAGGAGAAGAUUUUGACUACGAAGAAGAAGAAGACCUAUCUGCUCCAGUAUACACAAUUCCUCCAAGAGAAAUUGUCGCUGUCGAGCAUCCAUUGAUUAUCAAAAAUCUUGAAAACGGUAUCAAAACAUUUGGACGUCAACCACAAUGGAACAAGAUUCUUGAGGGCACUGAAGAUGAAUGUAUUCCACUUUUCCUCCGAAUCCAAGAUCCCACAUGCGAACCAAUUUUAUCCUACAAUAGCAUUACCAACAAUGUUCUCCUUAAGAUAACGGUACCAAAGCGUACUGGUAGAAAGCGCAAGCGUGGAUCUCAAGAUCCUUAUACUGAUGAUGGACAUCCAGUGUCUGAGGUUACCCAUUGCCAGAAUUCGAUGAGUGAUAUCCAAUCACACUCCUUGAAUGAUAAGCCUACCAGUAUACUCAGAAAGCUACGAGACAAUGUUGGUAAAUACACCGUGGAGGCUGCAGGAGCGAUCGAACAGAGUCAUCGCUAUAGAGGGGGAAAGAUGCGAGAAUUCAAGCUAGGUAGUGACAAGGGAUGGAAACCGAACGAAGAGAUUCUUCCUCCUCCAACGUUCACUCAUCAUCCGUUACCUUUCAACUGGGGAUAUCGUCAAAAUCCUUUGAUUUCAACCGAAGUGGACGCUGAGACGGGAGAGACAAAUAUCGUUAAUCGCUCAAAAAUGCCAAAGCUCGAGAUGCAGUAUGUACAUUGCGACGAAGACGAAGACGUCCCAGCAAAGGCGCAUCGUGCAGUCCCGGAUGAUCCUGUCCUCAAAGAUUUUGUGGCCGCGCUUCAACAAGCAAUGAACGAGCGCCCAAUAUGGACUCGUCGAGCAUUGCAGAAUCGUCUCGUCAACGAACCAGGAUAUUAUUUGAUGAAACCUGCCCUCCAAUAUGUUGGCUACCAAUUCCGGAGUGGUCCUUGGCGCGAUGCCCUCAUAAGAUAUGGAGUUGAUCCCCGCAGAGAUCCGUCAUGUCGCAUUUAUCAAACCAUUUUCUUCAAGUUAUACGAGGAAGAUGAGCGUGCUCCUGAUGGUCAAUGGAAGGAUAUGCGGAGUCAAUACACAAGACACCAGGUUUAUGGCACAGGAGAUGCUCCAUCACAUAUGUUCAAUGGCACCUCUUUGACUCUCGACGGUAAAGUGUGGCAAAUCUGCGACAUAACAGACCCCCUUCUUAUUCCUAUGAUACAAAAUGCUCCAAUGGCCAAGGCAUACGAUAACAAUCAUGACGGAUACUACAACAAUGGUACUCUCGCUAAAAUUCGAGCGAUCAUGAAAACUAAGUUGAUUGCAAUUCGCAGCAAUAAAGUGAUCCCCGACAAUGCUUUCGACGUGGCACUAAGCAUACCGGACUUCGUGGAGGGAAAGAAUGGGAGGAAAGUACACGUGCCUGUACCGGACAUGCGAUUGACAGACGAAGAGAUUGAGAAACUGAGAGAGAAGGGUAUAAUUAGUGGAAUGACCGGAAAGGGGGUAAGGCAUAUUGAUUCAAGGUCGAAGAGAAAGCAAUAUAGGAAGGGGGGUAAGGUAGAGAAUAAAAGAGCGAAGCAAUACGGCAUGAUGAAGGGACCAUCGACUUCAAAGACAAAAGCCUCUGCUUCUACACCGAAGCCUCGGAAGAAGAAAGCAUCUACCUCUAACGACAAAGGUGCCACGCCAGAUGUCAGUACUGUAGGUGUACCAGGAGAUAUUUCGACCGAAGAUGCCAUCAAGAUGAUGGAUGCGUGGGGGGAAGAAGCGGAAGAAGUCGAAGCGGAAGUGGAAGUGGAAGAGGAUGACGACGAGGAUGCAGAAGAGAAUGCGGAAGAACUAGUAGAAGCUGAAUUAGGAUCCGAGAAUGAAAGUACAGGCUCAGAAGAUGAGUCCGAGGCUGAGAAGGAAAGAGAGAGGUUCAUCAAGGAUUAUGAGGCACGGAAAAUGGCAGCAGCUGGUUCAAAUGAUCAUCGGCCUUAUAGCUAG